GUGCUUCGAAUGCUUAUGGAUGAAGAAGAUGACACACCAAUCAAAAUCCGUCAACAACCGACCAAAGAUUUGGACGAGAAAUUGCGAAUGGACGCUGCAAAAGCUUCAGUGCUGAGCGCAAGUUCGCCACCACCGCCCAAGCGGGCCUCACCGGAUCGUCUGGCCGAGUUGAUCGAAGAGCCGGACGAGCCGAGUAAGACGGUCCUGCGACGAAUCAUUCGUGACGAGGAUCUGCCCGACUCUAUUGGGCCAGAUUCACCUUUCCGCCAUCAUCCUAAAUACCAGUUGAAAUUUCCAAAAAUAUCUUUGGUCAUUGAAAAUCAUAUCCUUGAAAAGUUCUCCCGAUUACCUAAGGAAUCUGUAGAACGUGAACUUUAA
Molecule: messenger RNA, 378 nt
Organism: Cylicostephanus goldi
Lineage: Eukaryota; Metazoa; Nematoda; Chromadorea; Rhabditida; Strongylidae
Source: the annotation of a GenBank genome assembly